Molecule: messenger RNA, 2682 nt
Organism: Ophidiomyces ophidiicola
Lineage: Eukaryota; Fungi; Ascomycota; Eurotiomycetes; Onygenales; Onygenaceae
Exons: 2
Coding region: 1-2682 (893 amino acids)
Source: RefSeq, a predicted model, not a curated record
AUGGACGAGGACGACCUGCCGACGACGGUCGAGUCGGUGCGUCUUAGCGGCGACUGGCGCGACGAUGACGGCGACGGCAAGAUUACGCUGCAACUGCGAGUGCGGGUCCACGCCUGUCCCAACGGCCGCGCUCCCAUUCUCCGUUUGGACAGCGGCGUCGAAGUGCAUCUUGUCGACGAGACCGUGUGCGAGGCUGAGUACAAGGAUCUAGAAGACCUCGGGUGCUCGCGAAACUGGGCGUUGUGGCAGUAUCGCGCCGGUAGCAGUGUUGUUGCGCAGGGAUAUAGCGGCGGCGGCACCCACAAGGACGAGGGGGAGGAUGAUGAUGAUGGUGGUGGUGCCUGCGGCGGCAGGGAUCGGCUGGAGCAUGAGACUCCGCGGCGCUUGUACGAGGCGGGAGUGCGGCUGUCGCCAUCGCCGGUGAAGGAGCGGCUGUUUCCACCGAGUCCGGAGGGGAGUAGCGGGUCUAUUGAGAAUUAUGGGCAUGGAGUGAACGGGAGCCGUGCGUACUGCGGGGAUAGUAGUGGCACGGACUUGGAAGACGGGGAGCACCAAGAAAUUUUUGGUCUGGAUUCAGCGUGGACGCCGGAGCCGGUGGCGUAUAUUCCCUGGAAUAACAACAUUGUCACACUGCAGGACGAGCUGGCGCGGUUGGGCAGCAGUCACCAGCGGGAGGCGUCGAAUACUACCGUGAUCCAUUUGUCGCCGGAAAAUGGUUAUGGACAUGCUCAUAGUCACCGCGCGGCCUAUUCGGAACAGCAUCUGUCAUUAUCGCCGUCACUGUCGCCACGGGCUUAUGGUCUUAGUGUUCAAAAAAGGGGGGUGAGAAGUAGAAUCCCGGUCAAGAGCGAAAACCUGUGGCAGCUGGGUACAGCUCAUCAGUCGCCCGGGUUUUCCAAGUUUAUGGCAGACGUGGACAGCCCUGGGUUGCAGACAAGGGAGAAUAACUGCAAGAAGGGAAACUUUCAAGAUCCUCAGUCCCCCUGGAGCGAUCGGGCUUCAAAACUGAUGAUACCCGAGUAUUCUUCUGGAUUCACCCCAGAAAAACAUAGGGCUCGACGUUCGGCGUUCGACAAUCAAGGUUUAGGUCUGGAGCCGAAUGAAGCCCAGGCUCUGCCAACCACUCCUGAAAAUAAGGUCAUCGGAGAUUUUGGUAGCCCGGCAUUCUCAUCAGGUAGGUUAUGCCUAGAUUCCCUGGUACUCAGAGAGGAAGCCAACGCAAAAUGGCAAAUAGGUCGGGUGUUCUGUCGAAGCGAAGAUCUUGAGAGGAAUGCCACAGGAAUCAAUUCGGCAGAAAGCUCUAAUUAUGGCGAUGGUAAAAGAUCACAUCUUAUGAACCUAUGGCUUGAUGACGGACCGUGUGAGAGUAAUAUCAAAUUAGAAGAGGAGCGCGAAAUCCAGGGAGAAUGUUCUUGGACGACGGAUGAUCAAGGUAGCGAGACAAGCCAGUCAUUGCUCCGGAAUACGGAAGAUACAGACGAUGCAAGAAGUCCCUUGAUAUCAGAUCACAUCUCUCUCCCAAGUCCCACGCCAUCUUCCAAGUUAAGCAUGCCUUGGAAUUCGGUGGAAGAUUUGGUUACAAAAAAGGCAGUAUGCCCCUCUUUGCUGGAUAUAGACAACGUUGAGUAUCAUCCAUCCAAGCCAGUGAAACCCAGAAUUGAGACGGUCGAUGGAAUCCUAAUAGUGUCGUUUCCCAACGAUGCAGGACGCGGCAUUGUCGUGUACGAAGCUAGUCUCGAGCUUCGAUCAAGCGAGCCUUCCUUUGGAAUUUCGGGAAACUUUGAUGCUGAUAGUGAGGACGAGGACGAGGAAGACAAUGGGGAUGACGACGAUGAUGAUACCCUUCUUAAUAUCAGAUGGCACAUCGAAUACAAACCAUCCAGGGAGCGUCAAGGCCUGCCAAUACUCUCCAUGGCAAAUUCAAAUGGAGGAGACAUAGCUAUUUUGCGGAAGCCAUUCAUACUGGGAGAUGUUGGGCUGGACACUGGUCUAUUUGGGAGUCAUGGAAGUUCAUUUGCCAUAACUGGAACUUUCAACGGAGUCAACCUGUAUGCCGACAUCCUUCACGAAUUUGUGAGGUAUAUCAAUUUUUAUGCAGCUCUCGUUCGAUGUUACGAAAAGACAAGCUGGAAAAGGAACCUUCUAAAGGUUGGGGGACAGCUAUACCAGAUUGCCCAACACUGCGGUCUCUUCCUCGCUGUAGUGUUUGUUGCGGCGUUUUUCUUGUUUCCGUUGGUUCGCAGAGGCAACUAUGGUCUUGAGGUUUAUCACGAAGCCCGGGACAAUGACUGCCCAGCACAUAGACUCGAGUGCCAGGUGUUUCUUCGUCGCCCCAGGUUAAUCAAAGCAGAAAACACUGCCCGACGUUCUUAUGGCCAGAACGGAAUGCGCUACCCCAUGUCACCUCGGACUUCAACGGCGCCUUCAUCGGAGAUGAAAAAUGCUAAUACGCCCCCAAGAACUCCGGAUCCGAUGGUGGGGCGCCUUGUUAGUCCUCUCCUCCCCACCUGUGCCCCAAGCUCGAAAGUCAAGUUCGUGGCGAAGAUUGAGGUGCCCCAGAAACGAGAAGAUAGCGUUGUUAUGGCGGAGGUGGGAGAAGCAUCGAACAAAACCUCUCUUCGGGAUCGAAUAGACCGGUUUCUUGGCUGGAGAGGGCCUGUUGUUACUGGGGGAGCGAAUUAA